ACCCCAGCCUCCAUCUCUCUCUCUCUUUCUUGUUCCUCUUCCUAACAGAGGGAGGAAAACAAUUCCAAUCUCUCUCUCUCUCUAUCUCCUCACGUACUGGUAUAGAUACAUACACGGAUCUGUACCUAUAUCCCGGUUAGGUUUCGAUUUUUGGGUGCGGCGGUGAGGUUUGAUUGCGCAGCGGAGAGGAUUGAGGUAUGCAGUCUGAUCAGACAGGGUUGAGCUUGAGACCAGGUGGCGGAAACCGAGGAGGAAGUAGAGUGCUCGGCCCUCGCUUUGAUACCUCGUUAUCAGCCAAUUGUGAUCUCCCGCUGCUUCGCCCCCAUGGCGGUUCUUCUGCUCUCUCUUCAUUCAAGACUGGAGAGUCCCGAUUUGAGGGCCAGGAGCGGAUUCGAUAUACUCGUGACCGGCUUCUUCAACUGAGAGAGGUAGUUAACAUCCCAGAGGAUAUUCUGAAAGCUAAACAGGAGGUUGAAGCUGAAUUCUUUGGUGAAGAUGCCAAUCGUGGUCGUGCAGAAAGCAAUCUGCAAACUCAAUCUCAGAGUCGUUAUUCUGAGCCAGAUAAUCGUGACUGGCGGAAUAGGUCAGCACAAUUUUCUGCCCCUGCAGAUGAAAGGUCAUGGGAUUCGAUGAAAGAGAACAAAGAAUUUGGUGGCAGGAUGGGUGAGCAACUCAACGCACAAUUUGGGAGAGUCCAGAUCUCUUCUAACCAAGCGGGAGGACCUACUCCUGCCCUUAUCAAAGCUGAGGUGCCAUGGUCUGCUAGAAGGGGAAAUCUUUCUGACAAGGAUCGUGUUUUGAAAACAGUGAAGGGCAUACUUAACAAGUUGACUCCAGAAAAAUUUGAUCUACUUAAAGGUCAGCUUAUUGAUGCUGGGAUAACAACUGCUGACAUUUUAAAGGGAGUUAUUGCUUUAAUAUUUGACAAGGCUGUACUGGAGCCCACCUUUUGCCCAAUGUAUGCCCAAUUGUGCUCUGAUCUGAAUGAGAAGCUGCCUCCAUUUCCAUCUGAUGAACCUGGUGGGAAAGAAAUCACGUUUAAGAGAGUGCUCCUGAAUAAUUGCCAGGAGGCAUUUGAAGGCUCUGACAAGUUGAGGGAAGAGGCCCGACAAAUGACUGCUCCUGAUCAGGAUUCAGAACGCAGAGAUAAAGAAAGGAUGAUUAAACUGCGCACUCUUGGGAACAUACGUCUUAUUGGGGAGCUCUUGAAACAAAAAAUGGUUCCUGAGAAGAUUGUUCAUCACAUUGUUCAGGAACUGUUAGGUCAAGACCCAAAAAGUUGUCCCGAAGAGGAAAAUGUUGAAGCUAUCUGCCACUUCUUCAACACCAUUGGUAAACAGCUUGAUCAGAACCAGAAGUCGAAACAUAUCAAUGAUAUGUACUUCAACCGAUUGAAAGAACUAUCCACUAACCCUCAACUUGCUCCACGACUUAGGUUCAUGGUUCGUGAUGUUCUUGACUUGCGGACAAAUAACUGGGUCCCACGACGUGAGGAGGUGAAAGCCAAAACUAUUACUGAGAUUCACUCUGAAGCAGAGAAGAAUUUGGGGUUGCGUCCUGGUGCUACUGCAAGUAUUAGGAAUCCACGUGGUGUUGCUCCAGGUCCUCAAGGGAGUAUGAGCCCUAUUGGCUUCCCUAAUCGUAUGAUGCCAGGGAUGCCAGGGGCAAGGAAGAUGCCUGGGAUGCCUGGAUUUGAUAAUGACAACUGGGAAUUCCCAAGGAAUCGGUCCAUGCCGAGAGGUGAUGGAUCAAUGAUGCAAUCUGCUGGCCGUGCUCAACCACCACUCAUUGGCAAGUCACCAUCAUCAAACCAAAUGCUUCUUCCUCAAGGUAGUGGUGGUCUUGUGAGUGGCAGGACUAGUGCUCUCUUAUCCGGUAGUGGUGCGUCUCCUGUUCGCCCAGUUAACUAUGGUCAACCACUUGAUUCUGCAUCCCAAAUUCCUGCUCCAGUAAGACAGCCUCCAGCUGCAUCUGUGCCACAAGCCACUGAAAAGCCACAGGCUACAGGAGCAAAACUUGGUCCUGAUGAACUCAAGAGGAAAACAGUUGCACUUCUAGAUGAAUACUUCAGUGUUCGGCUUUUGGAUGAAGCGUUACAGUGCGUUGAGGAACUAAAAUCUCCUGCUUACUAUACUGAGGUUGUAAAGCAAGCUAUUGCCCUUGGAUUGGACAAAAGCCCGCCCUGUGUCGAUCCUGUUGUAAAACUUCUCGAAUAUUUGUUUGAAAAGAAGAUCUUUGACUCAAAUGUUUUGGGAAGCGGUUGUCAGAAAUUUGCAUCUCUGUUGGAUGACCUAGCCAUGGAUUUGCCUAAAGCACCAACCAAUUUUGGCGACAUCAUUGGAAGACUUGUUCUGGCUGGUGGAAUUAACUUCAGCAUCGUGAAUGAGAUCCUGAAGAAUAUCGGUGACAACUUCUACUUAAAGGAUGUUUUUUCUGCUGUAAUGAGGGUUGUUAGCUCAAGUCCAUCUGGGAAUGCAAUUUUGGAUUCACAGGCAACCAACGUUGAGGCAUGCCGGGGUUUGCUCCAGUAAAGCCUCUACCCCAUCCCCUCGUAGACGGAAAACCUGAACUCACUCAUCAAUGAAAUUCCCAUAGGAGCAGCAGCAGAGCAACUCGACCACAUACAAUAUCAGCUGGAGCUGCAAAUCUCUGGCUUCAUAGUGAGUUGUAUAUUUCUCGAGGUGGUAGUUAUUGUGUUUGAUAAAGGGAGGAAGACAUUAAAAGAUUUUGGUCUCAACUGUGGUUAAUUUUAUAUCACGUCCCGAGGUAAAGGGUCCUUCUUGUGACCCGUUUGUUUUUAUAUUUCAUUAGUUUUUUUCCCCCUUCUUUCUUUUUCUCUAAAAAAUUUAUCUCUCCCUGACUAGUAAAAUUUCUAAGUUUUGCCGAACUUGUGAGCUCAUAAUGUGACUGUUCCCUCCAUUAUAGCAUUUUUGAUUGAGAUAUUCUUGUACUUGUGCUGGGAUAGCAAUGUUGUGUGGUUGUUAUACAUACUAUAUAGCACAGGAAUAAGAUUCUGCUUUGCGGUUAUA
Ipomoea triloba (trilobed morning glory) is the source of this 3029-nucleotide messenger RNA. Its product is annotated as eukaryotic translation initiation factor-like. The transcript is spliced from 9 exons. Bases 198 to 2531 code for a protein of 777 amino acids. Gene Ontology annotation, cellular component: eukaryotic translation initiation factor 4F complex. Gene Ontology annotation, molecular function: translation initiation factor activity; protein binding; mRNA binding. Lineage: Eukaryota; Viridiplantae; Streptophyta; Magnoliopsida; Solanales; Convolvulaceae. The record is from RefSeq and is a predicted model, not a curated record.